Mesorhabditis spiculigera is the source of this 975-nucleotide messenger RNA. NCBI's taxonomy places the organism in Eukaryota, Metazoa, Nematoda, Chromadorea, Rhabditida, Rhabditidae. The record is from the annotation of a GenBank genome assembly.
AUGGCUCGGAAACGGCACCCCACCAACGAGGGGGCAACGGACCCGGCGGUCGAGAAGCCGCGUAAUCGCGGGAAGGAAGAGCCGCAGAAGGGCGCGCCGACGGGAAUUCGGGAAAACGGACCCAGGCGUCGUGAUGGUGUGAAUCGUCGCGAGGCGCGUCAAACGCUGCUCCACCAGUUGAUCUGGACCGACCCGGAUACGGUGAAGAAGAUGGGCGAUGGCAAAUGGGCGGUACUCGUCGCAUCCACCGAGACCUAUGGCGCCACUCCACGCCAGAUCUGGGGUCGCACCUUCGAGAACGGGCAGGUCGUCGAGCAGGUGGUGAUCGUUGUGCAGCGAGGAGAUGCUGAUACCCCAAUACCAACACGGGAACAGCUCAACGACGGGGAACUGCCGACGCAGGUCAUCUACUGGGAGCCGACCGCCAUCAACGACAUCAAUACGACUUGUGCCACGAUUGCAAAGUUCAGCGCGUCGUGCUGGAAGGAGAUGCUCCUCGUGCCGGCCUGCCAGCUGCAGCUCUUCACCGAUUUCUUCCACUGGAUGAAGGAGACGCGCGACAACCUCUAUCGUCGCGACACCCAGUCGAUCCGUCUCGAUCGUCUGAUGUGCAUCGAGGACGUCGUGCAGGUCAUCGGGGAUUCGGCUAAUGGCCGGCGCAUCCAGUCGCCAUUCGGGAACCCGUUCAUGCAAAUGCCGAUGGCCGACGGAGGAGAAUAUCAUGGAAAUGACGACGCGGCGGCCAUCGAGGAACACGGCACGUCGGCCGAGGUGCUGCGCGCGGUGUCGGCCUGGUUGGACGCGAACGACACGAUUGGUGCCGAGACCCGAUCCCGUACCUGUCGGGCCUGUGAUCUCGGCCCACCGCCCUGGUUGAACUGCUCGAUCCCGACGCCUUGGCCCCGCCCACUUACGUCUCUGCUCAUCACCUGCCUCCCCCUUCCAAGAGAAGCUCCAAAUAAACCGAUCGUUCAA